Messenger RNA from Leptopilina boulardi, 2067 nucleotides. RefSeq lists its product as uncharacterized. The record is from RefSeq and is a predicted model, not a curated record. The transcript is spliced from 2 exons. Bases 759 to 1967 code for a protein of 402 amino acids. NCBI's taxonomy places the organism in Eukaryota, Metazoa, Arthropoda, Insecta, Hymenoptera, Figitidae.
UUUUUGACACUUUAAUCUCGUUUUUUACGGAACUGACCGAAUGAAAAAUUUUUUUUUGGGUAUAUUCUUGUUCAGUGACACCUAAACUUUCAAUAAACACAGAAAAUUUUAAAUAAACACGACUUGACCAUUUCUUUGUAACCCAGUGUAUUUUAACAUGCACAUAUCUAGUUAAUUUACUUUAAACAGAUAGAAAAUAUACUUUUUCUAAAUAUAAAAAAAUUUAGUGCAUAAAAUAAGUCGCGGUAAAUUACUUAUCGAUAAGACUCCGGUAAGUCACAUUGAAAUUAGGAAGUUGUAGAUACAUUUAUCGAGGAAUUAAACAGCUGAUUAUCUUUCUCUCUCUUUCUUUCUCUCACAUACUAAUUUGGUCUCGUUUUCCUCUCUCUAUGAUGCAGUUUUACCUCUAGCGGAUAGUUUGAGUACUUUGAAACUAAUUUGUCGGUUGGUACUGUUUAAAGACAGUUGCAAUGUGAAAACUAAAUAUUGGUAUUAUUUACAAGUAAGUACUUUCAACCUUGUUUCAUUUUGUGUUUUAUUUAAAAAUAUAAAAAUAUUUUUACUCUUAAAAAAAUAUUAUAUGUGGUAUAGUUCUAUAAAACUUGUAAAUUAUAAUGAAAAAUGUUUUAUGUUUGAGGUUAAGUAAUGCUGGUGAUACCCAACAAUAUAUUUUAUCAAAAUAAUAUUCUUAUUUAAAUGUAGCAAAUAAUUUAACGUAUAGCUAUGAAUGAUUUGAAUGUUUUAGGUGUAAUAUAAUUAUGGAGGUGGAUAAUUUAGACAGGCUGUCACAACAAACGUCCCAGACACUAUCUGAGUUUGGCGAAAGUACGCCAGAAGGAAGUGAAUUCGUAAUUCAAGAUUAUUUUAUUCGUAAUCACCGUGAAUUUAAUGAUGACUAUUCCAGUAAUUCUUCUGAAACAUCUGAUGUUUACCAGGAAGAAAAUAAUAAUGGAGACGAGUCAGAAGACAAUGUUGACAUUCCAGAACGGAAUAUCUUCCAGGACUAUGAAAUAGAAAGUUUAAUAAUUUCUGAAGAAAAAGAAGAACAUGAAAAAGAGUUUUUAGAGAAGGGAUGUGGCUGCGGCUAUAAUUGUAUAAAGAAUUUUAAAAUCGAGGACAUAAUGAGCAGUAGGCUUGGCUGCAAAGAUUGCGAUGUAUAUUGCGAUCAACAUGUAAACCAUCAACACAUUUUAUUGCAAGGUGCUUUAAAUGCUUUGUGUAGAGUCAACGAAGAAACAAAGCAAAAAGAGCAUGCUCCGAAAAUCCGUAAAGCCAAUUAUACACAAUAUUCUUUCCGUGGCGUUGAUGUCUGUCGAAAGUUCUUCAUGUUCGUAUUUGGUUGUGGAAUAAGAAGACUACGGAACGUUAAGUCUCAUUUUCUCAAGAAUGGUGUGGAACAACGGAGUCACCAAAACACAAGCUUAAGUUCUAAAUGCUUCUCUGUCGAGUGUCGUAUUAAAGCGGUGACAUUUAUAAAAAAAUUUUGUGCUCAAAACGCACUGAUUUUACCAGGUCGAUUGCCCGCUUAUCGAUUGAAUACAGAUCUCAAUAUUUUACCCUGUAGCAUGAGUAAAUCGUACAUCUUCGAUUUAUACAAAAAAGCUGCCGAGGAAACAGAUAUUGAAAUUGUGGGCAAAUCAACCUGGUACGAUUUAUGGAAUACGUUUUGUGCCAAUAUCGUGAUCCAAAAACCCAAGACAGAUUUAUGCAACGUUUGCCAAAAACAAACUAUAUCGUUAGAAAAAAUGCAGGGAUUGACCGAAGAAGAGAAGAGAGAAAAAAUAAAUGAAUCCCUUCAACACUUGGAUAACGUAACGACCGAACGAGCUUAUUACAACACAACAAUAUCGCAGAGUCUUGAUGAAAUCAACAAUUCCUGUUUUGGUAUCCGUCUUGGUCAACAUGAACCACGUUCCUAUUCCGGUCAAAUGCAUUAUUCUUUCGACUUUGCCCAGUUUGCCUUAUAGUUCACAGCAAGUUGGAGCAUUGUACUUUUUAGCUGGUUAUAAAGUUGCUCUUUUUGGUGUAGCAGCUGAACCUUUAAAACAAUUCGUGUUGUAUGUAAUA